This is a messenger RNA of Osmerus eperlanus (European smelt), 2327 nucleotides long. RefSeq names its product nuclear receptor subfamily 0, group B, member 2b (gene nr0b2b). Bases 1306 to 2124 code for a protein of 272 amino acids. The transcript has 2 exons. The record is from RefSeq and is a predicted model, not a curated record. Gene Ontology annotation, biological process: negative regulation of transcription by RNA polymerase II; circadian rhythm. Gene Ontology annotation, molecular function: transcription factor binding; transcription corepressor activity. Gene Ontology annotation, cellular component: nucleus; cytoplasm. Lineage: Eukaryota; Metazoa; Chordata; Actinopteri; Osmeriformes; Osmeridae.
AGAUUAAGAACUAUAUAUAUUCUUUUCAAUGCCUUAUAUCCAAGGCAAAUUGCCCAAAUAUUGCAGAUUAAUGUCUUCAGAGUUAGAGUUGUAUACAGCUAGACUAAAAUGUAGUCUAUUUGUGAAUAUUACAGCCUAGAAUGUUUUGCAGUAUUCUAUAUGCAGAUUAAUUUCCUAGUGAACCCCUCACUGUACAUGUACAGGGAAGCACAUAGUGCAACUUCUCAGACCAUUCAGACCAUGGGCAAAACAGGCUACAGUAUCAUUGCUAUUUGCAACAAGUAAAAUAAUGUUAUUUAAUGUUUCACAUGGUAGAUUGAUAAUGUAGAGCAUUCUACAUUAACAAAAGACACAAAGGCCUACAUACACAAAUACUACAGCAACUAACCCCCACCCCACCCCCCGUAAAAAAAAAAAAAAUGUCAUAACUUAAAGUUAUGAAAUGAAAAAUGUUUAGAUUAAGUUACUAAGAUUAGUGCUUAUGAUGUUUAUUAUCAUAAGAUUAUAAUUUUUACUGAUUAGCAGGUGAUAUCUCUGAUACAGGAGUCACUGACCGAGAGCUCACUGCUUCUGUGACCCAGAUAAAAUACCUGUGGAAGCAUGAUCAAACCAUUUAAAUAAACUGUAAUAAAACAGGUUGUUAAUAUAUUGAUUGUUCUGCUUAAAAGUACUUACUUUUAAUUCACACCAUUUUUGUCAUAAAAACAAAAAAACAUCUGUGUUGGGUUUUAGAAAAAUACAAUUUGUGAAAAAAUUAUACUAGUGUUUAAAGUAUUUAUAUUGACCCCACAUAUACAGUAUUUACAUCUAAAUGUUAUUUGGCCAAAAGCAAAACAUGCCAACAUUAAAAAAUAUCAAUUAUUUUAUGUACAUGUGGAAGUUAGUAAAGUAAGUGAAGUAAAGUGAAGUAAAGUAAACUGAAUUCAAUGUGGGUGGCAGAUUAGAGUGGCACUCUGAGCAUUGACCCUGGUAGUCCUUGGUAGCCUGGUACAGACUUGUGAGUUAACGACUGAGGUAAACAUGAUAAAUGUCAUUCACCCCACCAGCAGCCUCACUUCACUUCCACCGUGACUGUCACAGCGUGUGUCUUAUUGCCUCCACGUGGAGAAGCCUAACUCAGCCAGCAGUCCAGGGUCAUUCCGUUUUUUUCACCAGGUCAAGGCUGACUUGUCAUAGAAAGGGGAUGCAAUCUUUAAAUAGGAAUUGGUGACUGAAGCUACACUCCAUACAUGAUUAUCCGACCCAGAGAGUAGGUUGGUCUGUGUUCCUUGUUGCAGCAUCGCCAUUUGGAUUAAUUAAUUCAAUAUGUUUCCUCUUGAUGAGAUGAAGACAGACUGCUAUUGCUCGGGUUCCCAAGAUCAACACCCGAACACCAUCCUAUACAGUAUCCUCAGCCGGAAGGACAGUAGUUACCUGAACAACAACAACAACCUGAACAACUAUGCCAUGCCACACAACUGCCACUGUGAGCAGCGGAAGGCAGUUUGCCUGAAGAACCCUGAAGGUGCCUGUCAAAUUGCAUCCGAUGUUCUGGUCAAAACUGUGCGGUUCAUGAAAAGUUUGCCAUCUUUCAGUCAGUUACCCUCAGAGGACCAGCUAGCACUGCUAAGGGACUGCUGGGCUCCCCUCUUUCUUCUGGGGCUGGCCCAGGAGAGGAUGGUCUUCGAGGUGGCUGAAUUACCAGAUUCCAGCAAGCUGCGGAGGAUUCUGCUCAGCGGUCAGGCCCAGAGUCGUGAAGAGGAUGAUGAAAGGAGGUGCCUACCUACCCUCGCUUGGGUGCACAAACUCAGAUGCUGCUUAGACAAGCUCUGGGAUCUGGGUCUCAGUCCAAAAGAAUACGCAUAUCUAAAGGGAACGUUGUUGUUUAAUCCAGAUGUACAAGGACUUGGUGUCUCUUCACUUAUUGAAAGUCUACAACAAGAGGCACAGAAAGCUCUCCAAGAGGUAAUCCUAAAUGAUCAACGGGGAAAGGACCGCUUUAGACGUAUUCUUCUGGCAGCCUCAACCGCACAGACUGUCAGUCAAAACCUUCUAACAGAACUGUUCUUCAGACCUGUCAUCGGCCAGGAAGACCUGUUUGAGUUGUUAAAUGAGAUGCUUUUCAUUAGACAAGAAUAUAGCUGAACACAAACUUUUAAGAGUGAGACAUGUCUGUGUGUAAAUUAUAAAUGUGAAUGUUUUAUACCAUGGCUUUUAUAGCUAAAUAUGUAUAUGUUUUAUAGAAAAUAAAAAAAGUUCCUAUCACACACAUUGCUGUCAUAGUAAACUUAAUACAUGUAUUCUAUCUCCCCCUUGUGGAAGUUUAUGGCUGAAUGGACCAUAAAGAA